Molecule: messenger RNA, 1291 nt
Organism: Trichoplusia ni (cabbage looper)
Lineage: Eukaryota; Metazoa; Arthropoda; Insecta; Lepidoptera; Noctuidae
Gene: Elp4
Product: elongator complex protein 4
Exons: 7
Coding region: 113-1222 (369 amino acids)
Biological process (GO): tRNA wobble uridine modification
Cellular component (GO): elongator holoenzyme complex; transcription elongation factor complex; cytoplasm
Source: RefSeq, a predicted model, not a curated record
UAUGCUGUAAAAUUGUAUGUAUCGUAAACAAAUUUAAAAAAUCGGUGUAUUAUUCUUCAAGCUACAGUAGUACAUAUGUAAGAUUUCAAAUAGUAAGCAAAGGUGCAUCAACAUGAGUAGUUUUCAUAAAACUAGUGACUCCCGCGUUACUAUAACUGGCACUAAAAUUAAAAAUAGUUUGCCCAUAAUUUCCUCUGGUAUUCCUUCUUUGGACUAUGUUAUAGGAGGAGGUUUACCAGCUGGUAGUAUUUUUGCCGUGGAGGAAGAUGUACUUGCCAACUACAGCAGAAUUCUUCUCAAAUAUUUCUUAGCUGAAGGUGUAGCUUGUAAACAUGAUUUGUUUAUUGCAUCAGCUGAUGAAAAUCCAGAGGACAUUUCAAAGGAACUACCUUUGCCCACCACCAUUCCCCAAGAUGAUGACCUGGCACCUACAGCAGCUGGAAUUGAUAAAAUGAAGAUUGCUUGGAGAUAUGAAGGGCUCAGUCAAGUGGAAUCCUCUUUUGGCAGUACAACUAACUUUGGCCAUCAUUUUGAUCUAAGCAAGCAUAUUGAAGCCGACACCAUUAAGAACUGCAACAUAAAUUACUGUAAAUUAGAAAUGGAAAAAGGAGGUGCUAAUGGUUUCAAAAAUACACUGUAUCAUAAAUUACUGACCAGUAUACAAGAACUAAUUUCUAAGGAAGAGUACCAAAGUAAUGUUAAGACAACCAGCAAUAUUCUAAGGAUUGGUAUUCACUCCCUGGGCUCUCCAACAUGGAUGGCUAUGGACUGUGAUGAUGAUGCCAGUGGGACCUUUGGACAGGAUCUGAUCAAAUUCAUGUAUUGUUUAAGAGUUAUUGUAAGAGAUACAAAUGCUGUUGUAUUUGUCACUAUACCAGCACAUUUGUUUGAUGAUGACCAUAUAAUGAAGAGACUGUUAUACUCAGUAGACAAUGCAGUAAGAAUUGAAUCAUUUGCGGGUUCAAGCCGGGAAACCAACCCAGUGUACAAGGACUAUCAUGGCCUGUUCCAUAUCACCAAACUAUCUGCUAUUUACUCUCUGGUACCUUUUGUACCCCCUAGUCUUGACAUGGCCUUCAAACUGAAGAGGAAGAAGUUUGUUAUUGAGAAAUUGCACUUGCCUCCAGAACUUGAAGAAACCAAGGAACGCGAACAAGAUGAUAUUACAGGUGUACCAAAAGUGAACUGCGGUGGAUUUAAGAAAAAAGACAUUGAAUUCUAACAAUGCUCAACUUAAUUUUAAACUGAUCAUACUUUUAAAGAAAAAUAUAUUUACUAUGAAUUGUUAAAA